AUGUUUGGAACUCGAGUUCUCCGACAGGCAGCGGCGCAUGCCGAGCGCACUCCUCUGAUCAAAUUCAUCGGCCCCCGGUCUGUCCCCUCCGCCGUCGACCACGCUCCCAAGCCUCACCCCGCCUCUCCCACUGGAACUUUACCGGAAUCCUUCGCUGCCUACGGGAACGGCUCUGCAGCCGCUCGACACGCCUCCUUCAGCUCCUACCGUGACCAUGCUCAACAGCACGGACCUCUCCAGAAGACCAUCCGCAAUGCUGACGGCGGUGUUGGCGGCGCAUCCGGAUCCCAGCUUGGCCCGGUCAAGCCUCCGUCUGGAGUCUUUUUCGAUGUCUCUGAGCUCCCUGCCCGGUUCCGCAGAGCACCCAUCGACCUGACCGAGAUUGAGGCCGUCGAGUCUGGUGGUGCUGCCUUGGUCGGCUAA
Messenger RNA from Metarhizium album ARSEF 1941, 423 nucleotides. RefSeq lists its product as uncharacterized. The transcript is spliced from 2 exons. Gene Ontology annotation, biological process: 2-oxoglutarate metabolic process. Lineage: Eukaryota; Fungi; Ascomycota; Sordariomycetes; Hypocreales; Clavicipitaceae. The record is from RefSeq and is a predicted model, not a curated record. Bases 1 to 423 code for a protein of 140 amino acids.